AUGAAGGUUUUGUGCUUGACCGGCAAAGAGUUUGUGAUGAGUGCGAAGAAUCUGAUGGGCUGUGUGGCUACAAUAAUGCUAAAAAUGAGUUCAUGUGUUUCUGCAAGGAUGGCAGCGAACAAAGCAAUGGCUGCUCAGAUACUGCAUUUUGACAUUAAACCUAACAAUAUCUUUUUGGAUAAAAGCUUUUACCCAAAGAUCUCAGAUUCUGGACAAGCUAAACUUUGUUCUAGAACACAUAGUACCAUCUCAGUGCCUGGUGCAAGAGGCACUGCUGGGUAUAUUGCUCUAGAAAUAUGGAAUAGGAACUUUGGAGAAGCCUCCCACAAGUCAGAGGUGUUUAGCUAUGGAAUGUUGAUUUUAAAAAUGGCUGGAGGAAGGCAAGAUAUCAAUGGAGAAGGGAGUGAUUCAAGUGAUAAAUAUUUUCCUCAUUUUGUAUACAAGCAAAUUGCAGUAGACAAGAAUAUUACAGAACAUGAUGACAUGAUGGUGGGAUUAUGGUGCGUACGGACAAUACCAUCAGAUAGACCUGUCAUGAGUAGAGUGAUUGAGGUGUUAAAAGGAAGCUUGGAACAGCUCUCAAUUCUACCAAAGCCUUCCAUAUUUUCUCCUGUAACACCAAGAAAUGAAGAGGAAAAUUGUGCUCCAUGUUAUUCUGUUUAUGUUUGA
Neltuma alba is the source of this 669-nucleotide messenger RNA. RefSeq names its product PR5-like receptor kinase. Bases 1 to 669 code for a protein of 222 amino acids. Lineage: Eukaryota; Viridiplantae; Streptophyta; Magnoliopsida; Fabales; Fabaceae. The transcript has 2 exons. Gene Ontology annotation, biological process: protein phosphorylation. Gene Ontology annotation, molecular function: protein kinase activity; ATP binding. The record is from RefSeq and is a predicted model, not a curated record.